CCAUGGGGUCAGAACUCAGCCCUAAACUUUACUGUCACUUGGACGUGCCGGUGUAUUUAAGAAGCUGACACUUUGCCAAGCUACUUUUGCAAUACAGUUCUUCUACUUUACAAUCUUUUUCUACUGUUUAUAACACCCAUGUCGUCCGAAGCACCAUCUUCUACCGUUACUCCAGUCAAAUCCAAAGUCAACGUCUGCCCUGCAUGGAAGAAUGAUAUCCACAACAAAACCCACAAUCUUGACAAGCCUACCUAUUUGUCCGUCGCCACUGUAGACUUGGAGAGCACACCACUGAAUGAACUCUUCGUAUAUCGUGGUUUCGCUGGCGAAGACAAGAAGGGCGAGACCGGAUGGCAAAGUGAUUUGUUGACAAGCACAUGCGACAAGCGCGCGUUCAACCUGGCUGAUAACGCCAAUUUUGUGGCUACUUGGGUUGUCGAUGAUGAUCACUUCCGUAUUCAAGGCAAGGCACAUGCUAUCGGUCAAGGAUUCAACAGCACAGAUGAUAUCGGUCACCAUAUUGCUCGCAAGAGACGCUCCAAGAAAAUUCGCAAGAGCAGCAGUGGUGAUGCCGAUGACGAUAGCAGCAGCAGCAGUGAUGAGGACGAAGAAGGCCUCGGUGACAAGCUUAGCAAUGCCACAAAGUCGUUCUUGAGACGCAUCAAGUCCCGAUUGCAUCACGGGGGUAGCAAAAAAUUUGACUGGGAAGCGGAGCGAUUACGCCAAUGGCACGACUUGUCCGACGAAGCUCGCGCAUCGUUUACCUGGCCCACUGCUUCUGGUCAGGCCAAGGUCGAAGAGGAUGACGAGUUGGCACGUAUUGCAGAGCUGGAUAUUGGUGAGACCGAUGCCGAAGGCUAUUUUAAGCACGAGGAUAAGGACAAGCAGGCCUUGUUGGAGCGUGGAUAUGAGAACUUUGUUGUUGUCUUUUUGGAAGUUUUUGAAAUCGACCAUCAUGCUGUGUCUGAGCAGAAGCGAACAGUGUACCGUAAGGAAGGUGCCGAAUGGGCAACCACAUCUGUUACCGCUUGAAUUAGACAACUACAUAUCAUUUAAGUACAUAGCAUAAUAAAAUCAUAAUGUUUACACUUGAUGUCUUCCUGUGUGACACACACUUA
This is a messenger RNA of Zychaea mexicana, 1118 nucleotides long. RefSeq lists its product as uncharacterized. The transcript is spliced from 2 exons. NCBI's taxonomy places the organism in Eukaryota, Fungi, Mucoromycota, Mucoromycetes, Mucorales, Lichtheimiaceae. The coding region runs from base 139 to 1032 and encodes 297 amino acids. The record is from RefSeq and is a predicted model, not a curated record.